Molecule: messenger RNA, 534 nt
Organism: Meloidogyne enterolobii
Lineage: Eukaryota; Metazoa; Nematoda; Chromadorea; Rhabditida; Meloidogynidae
Source: the annotation of a GenBank genome assembly
AUGUUUAAAACCGAACGUUCCCUAUUUCCCUCAUUAGACAGCAAACUUGUUGAUAUCUGCAAACAACUCGGGAAUAAUGAAGAGCAUUUUAAACAACUUAUAAAUUAUUUAAUGGAUGAAAAUAAAGAAGAAAAAAAUUUAAAAAAUAAAAAUUUUUCAAAAAAUCUUUCCUCUUCCCCCUCACUCAUUCAAUGCGCUCUUUUUGCAAUUUACCAAUCUUUGUGGAUCUUUCUGUCAGAAAUUUGCAAUUUUAAAAUUAAAUCUGCCCCAAUUAUAUUUUUUGGACACAGUUUUGGGGAACUUUCUGCACUCUGUGCCGCUGGGGCAUUUAAUAAAAAUGAUGGAAUGAAAUUAUUGUGGAAAAGGGGAGAGUUGAUAGAAAGGACGGAGCCUGCAAAAAUGGUGAUGAUAAAACAGGAAAAAAGUCAAAAUCGAAAUUUGGUGAGGAAAUUAUUAAAUAUUCAUUUUUACCCUCCAUCUACAGAAAAUAAAAAGCUUAAAAAGAUUAGCAAAGGAGUAACGACUUUAAUCUAG